Trichoderma virens Gv29-8 is the source of this 1476-nucleotide messenger RNA. RefSeq lists its product as uncharacterized. The transcript is spliced from 4 exons. The coding region runs from base 1 to 1476 and encodes 491 amino acids. NCBI's taxonomy places the organism in Eukaryota, Fungi, Ascomycota, Sordariomycetes, Hypocreales, Hypocreaceae. The record is from RefSeq and is a predicted model, not a curated record.
AUGGAACUGGUAUUUAUAAAUAAUAAUAAUGGGAUUGACAACAACACGAGGUCUGUGAUCCGUCGUCAGGCCGCCAAGGGGCAAAAUCUCGGCCGUAAGAUCACUCGGCCAUCGCGCGUGAAAGCACUCGAGCGCCAAGCUCUGCUAAAGCCUGUCGUCGCUAUCAAGUCCAAGAAUGGGUCUACAGAGGCGCAUCAAGAGAGCCGCAAGGUGGACUGUAGUCCUCAAAGGGACACUGAGGACGCGCCAUCGCGAGUCGAGCCUAUGGUAGGCGACACUGUAUCGGUCUUGAGCUUACCUAUAGAGGUGGCCCAGGAGGACAGGGUGCUCAUGUACGAAGCGGUGGCAUUCAUGAAUUCACCUCGUUGUUUGCCUAGUCUAGCCAAAGCGCUUGCCGAAGGUAGUGUUGGCCACUCAAUCUUUCUACAGCUCAUUUUCACGGACCAAGCAUAUUAUCAUUGCGCCCUGGCCACUGUUCUCGCAUGUACCAAGGUCUCCCCACAGGCCAGUCUCUCUACAGUCCGCCACCUUACUCAGGCUUUCCGUCUGAUUAACGAACGCAUUUCACGAGAUGAACGAGUAUCUAAUUCUACAAUUGCUGUGGUCAUGAGCCUAUCAACUUAUGAGUCUACCCGAGGUCGCUACGACCACGGCAUGAUUCACCUCUCGGGUCUUUUUCGUAUGGUCGAGACACGAGGCGGCUUAGAUUGUGUCGGCUCCGAAGAGCCUGAGUUAAUGCAAAAGAUAUACAGGGCGGAUCUUGAUUACGCCCUCAGACUUGGUAGUACUCCGAAACUGAAUAUUAUGCUCUUUGAGAAUGCAAAAGCUAUGGAGAGGCUGGAUAUACCUUCUUCGCGAGAGCGCAACUCUCAUUCCAUCGCAUCUAGCCUUCAGUUCCGAGACCAACUAGGCUCCGAGCUAUGUGCCCUCUGGGAAAGUGCCGCUGGCUUGUCUAUGUUGGUCAAUGAGGCGAGUGCAGGCGAACGUGCCAAAUUAUCCAAGGUGCAGUUUUUGAGGACUUACGUCUGGCUUGGUCACCGACUUCUCAACUAUGCUCCAUUGAACGAGUCAUUUUCACAUAAUCGCGUCCAAAAUAUGGCACAUUUAGGUCUAUUAAUGCUAAUAAGCUCCCUCUUAUGCGGACUCGACCGCCGUGUGGCUGAGAAUUCAAUCUUAUCACAGCUACUUCGCAACGAAGCACACCUGGAGACCAAUGACGAGACGCGGGAACUUCUUUUGUGGCUUUUAUUCUUGGGAGCAGCUGGUAUUUUGCAGGAUCCUCGUCACGAUAUCUGGCUAAUUCCAAAGACUUGGGAGACAAUGCAAGCACUCGGGCUGAACAAUUGGGAGGCAACUAAACAGGUUCUUUUUAAAUUUCCAUGGAUGAAUGACUUCUAUGAGAGAGGGGGUUCGGCGCUAUUCUCCCGUGUGGCUUUUUACCAAGGGGUUCAAUCAUCUAUUUCGAAACCACUAUAA